This is a messenger RNA of Nelumbo nucifera (sacred lotus), 3223 nucleotides long. RefSeq lists its product as uncharacterized. The record is from RefSeq and is a predicted model, not a curated record. NCBI's taxonomy places the organism in Eukaryota, Viridiplantae, Streptophyta, Magnoliopsida, Proteales, Nelumbonaceae. Gene Ontology annotation, cellular component: intracellular membrane-bounded organelle; plasma membrane. Gene Ontology annotation, biological process: magnesium ion transport. Gene Ontology annotation, molecular function: ATP hydrolysis activity; ATP binding; P-type magnesium transporter activity.
AUGUCUCUCUCUUUCCAUGGUCCAUACUCCAUAGACUCCAUAACAUUCUCUUCAGAAAUGCAACUCUAGUAAUGCCCUCAUUAACUCGAUUUCUCAAUAAUCCCCCAAGCCUUUCCACUCCCCGCUGCUUAUCCUUCUGCAAUAUUAAAUGGGAUCAAACAAAUUGCCCGCCUUCUUUGGUUUGAAUAACCACCUUUAUCCCGCAUCUCUAAAUCCUGUUCGUGAAAACCUCAUCCAGAAACAUGAUUCCGGCACCCCAAAACACCGUUCCAUGUCUUCAGUUUUUGCUUCCUUGCGCAGCCUUUUGUCAGGGAAGAAACCUGAUGGUGGGAAGCGGACGGAAGAGGAGGACAAAGUGUACAAUUGGUUAUAUGCCUUGGCUCAGUCCGAUAAGGACUUGGUCUUCGAAUAUGUUAAAUCGACUGAAAGAGGCUUGAGCUUCAAGGAAGCUGAGAGAAGACUAAGGGAAAAUGGUCCAAAUGUACCUGUCGAUUAUACCUUUCCAAGAUGGUGGCAGCUCCUGUGGAAUGCCUUCUUUCAUCCUUUUAAUAUCAUUUUGAUUGUCUUAUCAUUUCUCUCAUACGUGUCAAGCGAUUAUCCCAAUGGAUGUAUCAUGCUCAUGUUGGUUUUCAUCAGCGUAGCACUUCGAUUUUUCCAGGAGUUCAGCAGUUCAAAAGCAGCCAUGAAGCUUUCGGAGUACUUGAGAUGCCCUGUUAAAGUUCAGAGAUGUGCCGGCAGAAUUGUUCAGACCGAAUUGAUUGUACAAAUUGAUAAAAAAGAUGUAGUUCCUGGUGACAUCAUCAAUUUUGGACCAGGGGAUCUCUUCCCUGGUGAUGUGAGGCUACUAACGUCGAAAGAUUUGGUUGUAAGUCAGUCUUCAUUAACAGGGGAGUCAGGGACGAUGGAGAAAGUAGCAGACAUCAAAGAAUAUCCGACUACUCCACUGCUAGAGUUGAGAAAUAUUUGCUUCAUGGGUACAAGUGUUGUAUCUGGUUGUGGGACUGGUCUAGUUGUUUCCACUGGAUCCAAAACUUACAUGAGUACCAUAUUUUCAACCAUUGGGAAAGGAAAACCAGAAAAUGUCUUUGAGAAAGGUGUUCGGCGUGUAUCAUAUGUGCUUAUCUGCAUUAUGCUAGUCAUAGUCACUAUUAUAAUCCUCUCAGAAUACUUCGCAUCUCAUGACUUAAGUGAGAGUAUCAUAUUUGGGAUCUCCGUUGCAUGUGCACUAACUCCACAGAUGCUUCCUCUUGUUGUAAAUACAAGUCUUGCAAAAGGAGCACUUGCCAUGGCCAGAGAUAGAUGCAUUGUCAAAAGCUUAGCUGCAAUUCAGAAUAUGGGAACAAUGGAUAUUCUAUGCAUUGAUAAGACAGGAACCCUUACUAUGGAUCGUGCAAUCAUGGUUCACUAUCUUGACUGCUGGUGCCUACCCAAGGAGAAGGUUCUGUGUUUUGCAUUUCUUAACUCUUACUUUAAAACUGAGCUGAAGAAUCCAGUGGAUGAUGCAAUUUUAGCAUAUGCUUACACAAAUGGACACAAGUUUGAGCCAUCCAAGUGGAAAAAGAUAGAUGAGAUCCCCUUCGAUUUCAUACGCAGAAGAGCAUCUGUCAUAAUAGAAACAGAUACAAAAGCAAAUAACAGAAAUAACCAUGGUCCUAACAGGUUUAUGGUAACGAAAGGAGCACUAGAAGAAGUGAUAAAGAUCUGUUCUUCAGUUCAGCUUAUCGACAAAGGUGAAACAUUGCCUCUCUCCCCAGAAGAGCAUCAGAGAAUCUUAAAUAUUGGGGAAGAACUAGGCAAUGAUGGCUUACGAGUUUUAGGAGUAGCAAUUAGAAGGAUAAGACAGGAAUGUAAUGGCUUCCAUGUAAUGAACAAUGAGAAAGUUGAAGCAGACAUGGUAUUCCUUGGCCUUCUAACAUUUUUUGAUCCACCAAAGGAUUCAGCAAAGCAAGCUCUAUGGCAGCUGGCUGAGAAGGGAGUAAAGGCAAAGGUAUUGACUGGUGACUCGCUCUCCCUAGCAAUUAAGGUCUGCAAAGAGGUUGGCAUCAGAACCACCCAUGUGAUAACUGGACCUGAUCUUGAGGUCCUUGACCAAGACACCUUCCAUGACACAGUUAAAAGAGCAACAGUUUUGGCCCGCCUCACCCCAACACAGAAGCUCCGUGUAGUCCAGUCGUUGCAGACAGCUGGGAAACACAUUGUCGGGUUCUUGGGAGAUGGAAUAAAUGACUCCCUAGCAUUAGAUGCUGCAGAUGUUGGAAUAUCAGUUGACUCAGCAGCAUCUGUAGCAAAGGAUUUUGCUGACAUCAUCCUACUAGAGAAAGACCUCAAUGUCCUUGUUGCAGGUGUUGAGCGGGGCCGAGUCACUUAUGGGAACACCAUGAAGUACAUAAAAAUGUCAGCAAUCGCCAAUGUAGGCAGUGUUAUAUCACUUCUUAUUGCAACUGUCUUACUACCAUUUGAGCCAUUAGCACCCAGGCAGCUCCUUACACAGAACUUUUUAUACAGUGUGGGUCAGAUUGCAAUCCCAUGGGACAAGAUGGAAGAAGAGUAUGUGAAGCUCCCCCAAAGAUGGUCACCUAAAGGUUUACCGAUAUUCAUGUUGUGGAAUGGACCUGUGUGUUCUGUUUGUGAUGCUGCCAACCUUUUGUUCCUUUGUUUCUAUUAUGAUGCCUCUAGUUCCUCAAAAAGAAGUUUCUUUCACUCUGCUUGGUUUGUUGAGGGUCUCCUCAUGCAGACUCUCAUUAUCCACUUGAUCCGUACUGAGAAAAUUCCAUUCAUCCAAGAAGUAGCAUCAUGGCCUGUGAUCUGUUCCAGCAUUGUGAUUUCUGCUGUUGGGAUUGCAAUUCCAUUCACCCCAAUUGGAAAAAUCAUGGGACUGACAAACCUGCCAUUAUCAUUCUUUGGAUUCCUGAUUGUCCUUUUUCUUGGAUAUUUCUCCCUUGGCCAGGUGGUGAAGAAAGCUUACAUUAUAGUUUUCAAAGAAUGGCUUUAGAUGAAUGACAACAAACUGAUAACAGAAGAAUAUUUGCACUGGACAAAAUCAUGGAAUCAAAUCCCGAACUAGAUCUUUCUUGUGUACAUAUAUCAAGAAUGAAAGUUAACAUGACCCUCAAAACUCAGAUGGUAGUUAACAUUUUUAUGGAUACUCUGCUCCUAGAGAUUAGUUGAAUAACUUACAAUUUUCAAAAUUAUUUUUCCUAUAUGAUGAGCUAUUGGGAAGAAA